AUGGACAUCGAUGGUACCACAACAGACCUCCACGUCUCGCGUCUGCGAGCGCAGGUUAUUGCUACCGAGGCUCAGUUACGGUCUCUCAAGGAGCAACUGGUGGCCGCCGAGCAGCAUGCGGAGGCGGCCAGACAUCUGAACGAUGCCUACCUAGGCGGGAUGCCUGCCGAGUGGAUAGGCGAGGCACUCUCUCGGCCAGCAGGCAGGAGGUGGCCGCUCGAAGACGAAGAGUACAAACGUUACGGCCGUCAGCUCAUCGUCCCUGAAGUGGGACUCCAUGGCCAGUUGCGGCUGAAGAACGCCAAAGUCCUGGUCAUUGGCGUGGGCGGGCUAGGAUGUCCUGCAGCAGCAUACCUAGCUGGAGCGGGGGUCGGUACACUUGGUCUGGUGGACGCCGAUGAUGUCGAACUAUCCAACCUACAUCGACAAAUUGCACACAGUACAGAGAGAAUCGGCACAAGUAAGGUGGACAGCGCGCUGGAGUACCUGCAGGCUCUCAACCCGCUUGUGAACUACAUCCGCCAUCCCUUUGCUCUAAUCGCGGAGCGCGCCCUGCAGACUAUCUGUGCUUACGACCUGGUACUUGAUUGCACCGAUCACCCGACGUCUCGCUACCUGGUAUCCGACGCUUGUGUGAUUGCGCAAAAGCCUCUCGUCUCUGCUUCUGCACUCAAGACAGAAGGUCAACUUAUCGUGCUCAACAACCCACCUCGACCACCUGGCGACGCAUCAGGCGGGCCUUGCUACAGAUGUGUCUUUCCAACUCCGCCACCUGCUGAAAGUGUUCUGAGCUGCGGCGAAGGGGGAAUCUUAGGACCCGUCGUAGGCGUGAUGGGAGUACUACAAGCCUUGGAAGCGGUCAAACUCCUCACCGCCAAGCCAAAGCCCCAAGCCAACUUUGUCAACCUAACCACGGACUUCGGCGACACCGAAAGUACAAAGCCUAGCCUACUUAUGUUCUCCGCCUAUAGCAUGCCUCAGUUCCGGUCUGUGCGCAUGAGGCCAAGAAGAAAGGAUUGUGCGGUCUGCUCUGCGCAACCUACCAUUUCCGCGCAGAGUUUGACCAGUGGCUCCCUCGACUACAUUGCCUUCUGCGGCGUGACGACACCAGUCAACCUGCUCCCACCCGCUCUUCGCAUGACCGCAAGCGAUUUCUCGCAACUACCGAGGGAUGGCAGCAAUGUUCUGAUUGAUGUGCGCGACGAAACUCAGUAUGCCAUCUGUGCACUGCGUGGCUCGAUCAACGUACCGUGGACGGGCAAUGCGGACUCGUGGCUCGAGCAAGGUGUGCUGAGAGGUGCGCUUGCCCAAGACGGCAGGGACAGAUACAUCAUCUGCAGGCUUGGCAACGAUUCCCAGCUCGCUGCGAAGGCGGUCAUUGACCGGAUGAGUGACCAGCUUGCGUUCGCAACAGUCAAAGACAUCAAAAAUGGCUUCCGAGCGUGGCGAGCAGAAGUCGACCCUAGCUGGCCCGAUUAUUGA
Baudoinia panamericana UAMH 10762 is the source of this 1482-nucleotide messenger RNA. RefSeq lists its product as uncharacterized. Gene Ontology annotation, cellular component: cytoplasm; cytosol. The transcript is spliced from 3 exons. Bases 1 to 1482 code for a protein of 493 amino acids. The record is from RefSeq and is a predicted model, not a curated record. Gene Ontology annotation, biological process: protein urmylation; tRNA wobble position uridine thiolation. Gene Ontology annotation, molecular function: thiosulfate-cyanide sulfurtransferase activity; URM1 activating enzyme activity; adenylyltransferase activity. NCBI's taxonomy places the organism in Eukaryota, Fungi, Ascomycota, Dothideomycetes, Mycosphaerellales, Teratosphaeriaceae.